Molecule: messenger RNA, 2216 nt
Organism: Planococcus citri (citrus mealybug)
Lineage: Eukaryota; Metazoa; Arthropoda; Insecta; Hemiptera; Pseudococcidae
Product: fibroblast growth factor receptor 2-like
Exons: 10
Coding region: 579-2033 (484 amino acids)
Biological process (GO): multicellular organism development; protein phosphorylation; positive regulation of kinase activity
Cellular component (GO): signaling receptor complex; plasma membrane
Molecular function (GO): transmembrane receptor protein tyrosine kinase activity; ATP binding
Source: RefSeq, a predicted model, not a curated record
AAAGUAAUUGCGAAGCAUUUCAUACUUCCUCAUACAAAUACGACAAUUUUUUUCCAAUUUCUAAAAAUAACGGAGGAGAAAUAACGUUGGUAUUUUAUGUAAAAUGCAAUCGAGACGCUUUCAUAUUGCUUUCGCCACUGCCAUACUUGCCAACAUCAAAGGAACAAGAAAAGGUGUACGAGAUAGUUUUGGGUGGUCACAGUAAUACGUAUUCAACAAUCCGAAAGAUCCGAGAAGAAGGAAACCUCCACAAAAUUUUUGAGACUAAUAUUGUUUCACCGGAUGAAUGGCGUGAAUUUUGGAUCCGUGUAUCUUCAGAUGGAAUCAUUCAAGUAGGAAAGGGUAAAGAAAAUAACGCUUUCUUGUAUUGGAAAAAUCCGGAUCCGUAUCCAAUCAACUAUUACAGCUUUUCCAGUUAUGGUAGUGCCGAAGCAAAUUGGUUCCAUCAAUGCGCCGAUCAAACUGGAAAAAAUCCAUGUAUUCCUUCGCCAUGCGGACCAAACAGCGAAUGUCGCGUAGAACAUCAUCGCUCAGUAUGUUCUUGCCAGAACAACUACUUUGGUUCGCCUCCGACGACGAUGUGCAAGCCCGAAUGCAAUUCAGACUCUGAAUGCCCGCAGAACAAAUCCUGCCGAGAGUUAAAAUGUCAGAAUGUAUGUGUAGGAAAAUGUAUUUAUAAUGCACAGUGUCAAAUGAUUAAUCACGAGCCGAUAUGCAGUUGUUUACCUGGAUUUACAGGAAAUCCAUUCGAGUACUGCACAAAAGAAGAAGACGAUUCUAUCAAGAAGCUACUGGUCCCCGUGUCCAUAAUAAUGUUAUUAUUCUUAAUAAUAAUAAUUGGCACUGUUUUUUUCUGCAAAUACAAGAGGCAAAUGGAAAAAAGAACGCGAGAAAUGGCGAACAUGACACAACUGGUGAAAAAGAUCGUUGUUCAAAAACAAAUUGACAUCGAUGAAGAUUUAAAGGAUAUUAUGAACAUGCCGGUCGUUUCGAUUCAACGUUUAAUGAGUGGUGAAGUUAGAAGUGGGAUGGUAUCGGAUGGAGAAUAUGAAAUGUCAUUAGAUGAACGUUGGGAAUAUCCUCGAAAGAACUUGCGCACAAUAAAAACUUUGGGGGAAGGAGAAUUUGGACAGGUUGUUCAAGCCGAAGCGAGCAAUAUUUCAGGACAGGGAAACGGAACUACAAUUGUAGCAGUGAAAAUGCUCAAAGACAAUCAUACUGACUCAGACAUGAUAGAUUUAGUAUCUGAAAUGGAGGUACUAAAAGUUCUAGGAAACCACCCAAACAUCCUACAGCUGCUUGGCUGCUGCAGCCAAGGGGGACCCCUGCUUUUAAUUACAGAGUACGCUGAUAACGGAAACUUGAAACAGUUUCUUCAAAGACACCAUCAAUCCACCGAAUUGUCAGAAAUUAAUCUUUUAGCUUAUGCUCAACAAAUUGCAAAUGGGAUGGCUCACCUAGCUUCUAUGAAGUGCAUUCACAGAGAUUUGGCUGCUCGAAACAUUCUCGUAACAGCAGACUACAUGAUGAAAAUAGCGGAUUUUGGCCUAACCAGAAAUGUAAAAAAUUCGGAGUACUACAAGAAAACAACAGAAGGCAGACUACCUGUAAAAUGGAUGGCACCUGAAACUUUAUUUGACAACAAAUACUCCAUAAAAUCUGACGUGUGGUCAUAUGGUGUACUAUUAUGGGAAAUUAUGACUCAUGGGGACAAUCCAUACCCUUCUGUUAAAACCCUCCUUGGAAUGCUUCGCGUUUUGAACGAGAAUCGUCGACUGGAAAAGCCCCCAAACGCGUCUACAGAUGUGUACAAUUUAAUGUUGGAUUGUUGGAAAUAUGAACCUGGGCAACGUCCAAAUUUCUUGACUAUUGUUGAACGCAUAACAGAAUUAUUAACAAAUGCUGAGGUAGUCAACGAGUCGUCUGAUGAAUCUGAUUUACAAAGCACAAUUUCUACAACAACCCCUACUGUAUUGGACAAAUUGAUUACAAACUGCUCACAUAAAGAGAACGAAUAUCUUUUAAGUUUAUGAAGUCAUUGUUAGAAUAAUACCCAUGUACGCGUAUGUAGAUUAAAUGUUAAGUUUUAGAAUGGUAUUAAAAUUAAAGACAUUUAGGCAUUCUUUCAUUAUUCCUCGUACGAAUUAAUGUUGCAUGGGAAAUCGAAGGGGCUGAAUGUUGAGAGAAGGAACUCAGAUAUAGGAUAGUUUGUUUAA